AUGGAGGCCGUCCGCCGCCAUCUCCUCCCUCGGCCUCCGCCCGUCCUUAGCCUGAAUCAGCUAAGCGCCCCGGAGGCAGGACAGAGCCCGGUGAUCAUCGGCGGAAUGGUGCUGGACAUCCACGCGAAGCCAUCCGUGCCGUCACAUCCUGGCACCACCGUUCCUGGGAUGGUUAAGUACAUCGGUGGGGGAGUAGCUAGAAAUAUUGCUGAGUGCAUGGCUAAGCUUGGGACUCAACCACUCAUGAUUAGUGUCAUUGGAGAUGAUAUGGCAGGGGAUUUUCUAUUGAAGUACUGGAGGUUGGCUGGACUAUGUACAGAUGUAGUACCGAACAGAAAACCUGGCAGUAGGUGGCUGGCACUUGGAAGUACUGGCUGUCGAGUAACCCUCUUGAAAAUCCAAAUACCCGGGGGUACCGAAUGCAAAAGACACAGAGGUACGGAAGUGAUAAUUCUCGGAAGUGUCGGGGUCAAUAGAGGAACCCUGGAAUGGAAAGGUGCAGAAACGGCCAAGUCUCAGCUUGGAGAUGCCAGAAAGAUUUGGCUUGGAAAUACCGGACCUAUACCGAGACGCUGUGCCGAAGCAAAUGAGAGGGGGACUAAAUGCACUUUCACAUGUACCCAUCUCACUACAACAUACUAUAUUGAGCAUGUUCCUGAUGUUACAACCCCAGUAGUGUCAAAUGUAUUUGAUGGGAAUGGAGAAUUAUUUGCUGGUGUUGCGAGUGUGCAAGCAGUUGAAACUUUUCUUACCCCUACCUGGAUAUAUCAGUUCUACCGCCGCAUCUCCAUUGCACCUCUACUAAUGCUUGAUGCCAAUUUAUCUCCUGAGUCACUUCAAGCCGCUUGCAAAAUAGCAUAUGAAUCAGGGGUGCCUGUGUUAUUUGAGCCUGUCUCGGUGGUAAAAAGUUCAAGAAUCGCACCAAUUGCGGAACAUAUAACUUGCACUUCCCCGAAUGAGAUUGAGCUUAUUGCCAUGGCAAACGCACUGUCUACUCCAGGGAAAUACAACUUCGUCAAACUUGAGCAGUGCAGCAACAAAGCAGAAUCUGUAGAUUAUUUGUUUGAAAUGCUCAGCCCAGCAAUGUUUUUUCUUCUCGAAAAGGGCAUCAAGCUUCUCCUGGUGACACUUGGCUCGAAUGGUGUUUUCAUAUGUUGCAGAGAGCACGUCAACUUCAUGAAGGAUCCGAAAAGGUGUAAAGUGACACCUUUCUCAACUCAGCUACUUGAAAAAUUGGAGGGAUGUUCUCUAUCCAGCAUGCCUGUUAAUUUGUCUAGAGAAGGUUCUUCCAGAACUUGUGUUUUCCAUUUACCUGCAACAUCUGCCUCAGUGGUCAGCCUCACAGGCGCGGGUGAUUGUUUGGUUGGUGGGUUCCUUUCAUCUCUAUGUGGGGGAUUGGAUAUUAUGCAAAGUGUUGCAGUUGGGAUUGCUGUAGCAAAGGCGUCCGUUGAAUCUGAAGCUAACAUACCUGCCAAUUUUUCUGCUGCAAGCAUCGCAGGUCCUUCACAUGAAUCUUUAUCAGUUUCUCUGUUUUGUGGGAUUUGUUAUUGA
Molecule: messenger RNA, 1551 nt
Organism: Triticum turgidum subsp. durum (durum wheat)
Lineage: Eukaryota; Viridiplantae; Streptophyta; Magnoliopsida; Poales; Poaceae
Source: the annotation of a GenBank genome assembly